Lotus japonicus is the source of this 702-nucleotide messenger RNA. RefSeq names its product transcription and mRNA export factor ENY2. The record is from RefSeq and is a predicted model, not a curated record. Bases 171 to 515 code for a protein of 114 amino acids. Gene Ontology annotation, cellular component: DUBm complex; nuclear pore; SAGA complex. Gene Ontology annotation, molecular function: chromatin binding; transcription coactivator activity. The transcript has 5 exons. Gene Ontology annotation, biological process: poly(A)+ mRNA export from nucleus; positive regulation of DNA-templated transcription; regulation of transcription by RNA polymerase II. Lineage: Eukaryota; Viridiplantae; Streptophyta; Magnoliopsida; Fabales; Fabaceae.
UUUGGAUAGAUUGAUAAAAGAGAGAAGAAAAGAAGCGAAUGAACGUUGCAAAGACGAAAUAGGGCUCAGACGACACUGCGUUUUCCUCCUCUCUCACUGUCUCUCAUCGUAUCGCAGGAACAAUUCUGCAACUUCCAACAACAACAACCCUUUCUUCUUUUCUCUGAAGAAUGAAGCCAAAAGCAUCGGUGAAUCGACCACCCACACCAGAUGUGGUUGAAAAUGUCCCAGAAAGGGAACCAACGCUUCAAGAGCUCAUCAACAUCAAGUUGAUUGAGAGUGGAGAGAAGGAGCGGUUGAUGGAGCUUCUUAGGGAAAGGCUUGUGGAUUGUGGUUGGAAGGAUGAAAUGAAAGCUAUCUGCAGAGACUUUGUGAAGAAGAAAGGGAGGAAUAAUGUUACGGUAGACGAACUUGUACAUGUAAUCACUCCAAAGGGAAGAGCCUCUAUUCCUGAUUCCGUAAAGGCUGAGCUGUUGCAGAGGAUUCGCACAUUUCUUGUAUCUGCAGCUCUAUAAUAUAUCCACACUUCACAUGGCUUGGUCUGUGUUAUUCUCACCAAUACGUUUUAAAGAUCGUGGUUGGAACUAGUGAGAACCGCACGCCUUUGUACUGAGUUUUGUCUAGGAGGGAUAUGAAUGUAUCUUGUAAAACCAUGACUGCUUCACUGCUUUCAAUAUAAAUUUGAGGAUUCUUUGUCUACUA